This is a messenger RNA of Gongylonema pulchrum, 441 nucleotides long. NCBI's taxonomy places the organism in Eukaryota, Metazoa, Nematoda, Chromadorea, Rhabditida, Gongylonematidae. The record is from the annotation of a GenBank genome assembly.
AUGCAGUUUGAUGGUUUUGAUUCUUUUAGCAAGAAAACCGCUAUCCCCAGAAUUCGUUUCGCAUUGGUGUCAGUAACAACUCAGUUGACAAUACAUCAUGCCUCGAAUGGAUCUCCAUAUCUCCGUGUCAUUGGUUGCUAUGUGUCUGUUGGCUUUACCGAUGUUGUUAUUCGAAACGGUGGUCUCGUCGGCAAUGUUUUCAAUUCACAGUUUCGUGGAAACGCGGCUGCGCAAGCUCGGCAAAUGUUGCCGUCCAAAAUAUGUGCAAUGAUUCCAAAUAUUAUUGGCCAAAAACUCAACAGCCGUCUGAAAACCAUGCCUCAGUCCAUACCGCUUACAAAAUUCGCCAGCAUCGCCGAAGGAAUUGUUCGAAGUGUUGCUGUCGGCAGUCUACCGGGUCACGUAAGUUCAUGCAAUUCAGGAAUAGCUGAUAUAUCAUAG